AUGCUUGCCAAGUCGACUAGAGCACAUAGCCCAUUGCAAGUGGCGCUGUUCGAGAACAAUAGACUCUACUGCGGGAAUCUCCAGAAAGCUGCAAAGUCCGGCGCUCUGGGUCUUGUGAAGGGCCACACCAACAUCCCUCGCAAGGCAUCUCGUGAUGCCGUCAAGUCUAUCGGUGAGAGCGCUGUGCGACGCUGUGUGGGAACAAUGACAUCUGCCGCAGGAUAUCGCAUUACACUAUGGUAUUUGCUUCGACAUAUCACAUAUGGCGAGCCACCUUUCCUUGUAAGACAUGACUAG
Molecule: messenger RNA, 297 nt
Organism: Fusarium tjaetaba
Lineage: Eukaryota; Fungi; Ascomycota; Sordariomycetes; Hypocreales; Nectriaceae
Exons: 2
Coding region: 1-297 (98 amino acids)
Source: RefSeq, a predicted model, not a curated record